AUGGGCGACGUCAUGAGUCGCAAGGACCUCAAGCAGAUGCUUCCUCAACCAAGGAUGUACAAGAAGCCGCCCUUCACUGUUGAGGUCGCAGGCGUGAAGAAGGUCGACGGUGAGACGAUACCACGACGAAACGUCAAGACCAAGGACGAACUCAAGACGACGCCCGAACCAGGCGUCAACACCAUCUACGACAUCCUCAAGCGAUCGAGCGAGAAGUAUGGCAACGCCAAGGCCCUGGGCAAGAGGAAGCUCGUCAAACUGCAUACAGAGAACAAGAAGGUCAAGAGGAUGGUCGAUGGCAAGGAGCAGGAGGUCGACAAGAAGUGGACCUACUUUGAGCUGUCGCCAUACGAGUACAUGUCGUUUGCCGAGUAUGAGCAGCUGGCGCUCAACGUCGGCUGCGGUUUCCGCGCGCUGGGCAUGAAGGCACAGGAUCGAGUACACAUCUUCGCGGCAACACAUCCAUACUGGCUCGCCACAGCACAUGGCGCCCAGAGCCAGAGCAUGCCGAUCGUGACGGCAUAUGAUACUCUAGGCGAAGAAGGCCUGAAGCACUCUCUCCAGCAAACACACGCCAAGGCCAUCUUCCUCGAUCCCCAUCUCCUCACGAAGCUCAUCAAGCCGCUCAAUGAAUCGAAGGACAUUCAGCAUGUCGUCUACAACGACGAUGAUUCUCCAACCCGACAAAUUGACGCAGCUCAGACUGAAGAGGCGGUCAAGAAGCUCAAGGAAGCUCACCCACACCUGACUGUGCACAGCUUCAGCGAGUUCAUCCAACUCGGCAAAGGCAACAAGGUCGAGCCGACACCACCCAAGCCAGAAGAUCUCUGCUGCAUCAUGUACACUUCAGGUUCAACUGGUGCGCCAAAAGGCGUGCUUCUGUCGCACAAGAAUGUCGUUGCAGCCAUUGCUGGCGUGGAUGUGAUAGUCGGCCCAUACCUCGGCCCAGGCGAUGGUCUGCUCACCUACCUUCCACUCGCACAUAUUCUCGAAUUCGUCUUCGAAUCGGCAUGUCUCUACUGGGGAGGCAGCAUGGGUUAUGGAAACCCAAAGACGAUCUCCGACAACUCGAUGCGCAACUGCAGAGGUGACAUUGCCGAAUUCAAACCAACCAUUCUUGUCGGCGUCCCUGCCGUUUGGGAGACUGUCAAGAAGGGCGUUCAAGCCAAGGUCGCGAAGCUCAAUCCUGUCUCCAGGAACAUGUUCUGGGGAGCGAUGAGCGCAAAGAGCUUCAUGAUGCACAACUCGAGCUAUCUACCCCUCGCUGGCAUCGGAACGAGCAUUGUGGACAAUGUCGUGUUCAAGAAAGUUGCUGAAGCCACUGGUGGAAAACUGCGCAUCUGUAUGAACGGAGGUGGUCCUGUUGCCAAGGAGACACAACGAUUCAUCUCGAUGUGUAUCGCACCAAUGAUCUCUGGUUAUGGUCUGACCGAGACUGCCGCUAUGGGUGCGCUGAUGGACCCUCUUUCCUGGACCGACUCCGCCCUCGGUGAGAUUCCCGGUUCUGCCGAAGUCAAGCUUGUCGACUUCCCAGAUGCCGGCUACUUCUCCACCAACAACCCUCCUCAGGGUGAGAUCUGGAUUCGUGGAGCCUCGGUCACCUCUGGCUAUCUUGAUCUGGAGAAGGAGACCAAGGAGUCUUUCACAGAUGAUGGCUGGUUCAAGACUGGCGACAUUGGUGAGUUCGACAGCUAUGGUCAGCUGCGUAUCAUCGAUCGCAAGAAGAACUUGGUCAAGACUCUCAAUGGCGAGUACAUCGCUUUGGAAAAACUCGAGUCCGUCUACCGAUCAUGCUCCGUGGUCGGCAACAUUUGUGUGUUCGCGCAGCAGGACAAGAACAAGCCAGUCGCAAUCGUCGUCCCAGCAGAGCCAGCACUGAAGCAGCUCGCCAGCGACAACGGCGUGCAAGGCCACGGUCUUGAAGAUCUCUGUCACAACGAGAAGGUCAACAACGCAGUGCUCAAGGCUAUGCAGGACGCCGGGAAGCGGGGCGGUCUUUCUGGUAUCGAGAUCAUUGAGGGUGUUGUCCUCGCCGAUGAGGAAUGGACUCCUCAAAACGGUCUCGUCACAUCGGCUCAGAAGCUCAACAGAAAAGGCAUCACCGAAAAGUACCAAAACGAGAUCAAGAAGGCGUACGGAUCGUAG
Messenger RNA from Pseudocercospora fijiensis CIRAD86, 2145 nucleotides. RefSeq lists its product as uncharacterized. The transcript is spliced from 2 exons. Gene Ontology annotation, cellular component: lipid droplet; plasma membrane; endoplasmic reticulum. Gene Ontology annotation, molecular function: long-chain fatty acid-CoA ligase activity. The coding region runs from base 1 to 2145 and encodes 714 amino acids. NCBI's taxonomy places the organism in Eukaryota, Fungi, Ascomycota, Dothideomycetes, Mycosphaerellales, Mycosphaerellaceae. Gene Ontology annotation, biological process: long-chain fatty-acyl-CoA metabolic process; long-chain fatty acid metabolic process. The record is from RefSeq and is a predicted model, not a curated record.